AUUUAUUUAUUAUUAUUCUUUCUCUCUCUAUUGAAUUUCUCUAGUUGGGGUGUUUCUCUAUCUAGAAUUUCAUUUUUUUUAAUAUUGUUUUAGUAGGGAAAAGAAAGUUGGGUCCUUUGUUUUGUUGUUAUGGCUGUUCUUGAAUUCUCCCAAAGCCAAAAACAAAGUCUUCCCUUUCACACUUUUCAAGUUUCAAUCUAAAAAAGAACAUGGGAAGCAGAAUCUAGGGUUUGACAACACCAAGUCUAACAAGGUCUGUUUUUUUCUUUUCUUUUGGGGGUAUUUUCCCUUUUGUUUACUCAUUGAUCCUUUGCCUGUUUCUGAUCUUCUUCGUCUUCUAGGGAAAAGGAUUUGUCCCUUAAAGCUAAAUUUGGUUUGAAUUCUGUUUGAAAAAGGUCCUUGUUUGGUCUUUGGAUUAUCUCAAAUUUGAAUUUUGAGUGAUGGGUCUUUUUUUGUUUUCCUUUAAAGAUCUAGUUUUUUAGUGAAACUUCGUUGCUGUUUUUGUGUGGUUAAUUUUGGGUUUGGGGUUUUGGUUUUGGGGGGUUAAGGUUAUACAUGGAGGAGGUUGAGGAAGCUAACAAGGCAGCAGUGGAGAGCUGCCAUAGGGUUUUGAGUAUUUUAUCUCAGCCUAAAGAUCAGAUUCAAUAUAGAAAUUUAAUGGCUGAAACUGGGGAGGCUGUUUUUAGGUUCAAAAGGGUAGUUUCUCUUUUAGACACUGGUUUAGGACAUGCAAGAGUGAGGAAGCUAAGGAGAUUAGAUACCCCUUUUCCUCAAAGCAUCCUUUUGGAUAAUCCACACCAUAAGGUUAUCCAUGAAAGUUCAGUUAAAGAACUGAGUUCACAUGCCAAAAAUUGUCUUUAUUUAGGGAACCAAAACCAAACAGCCCAACCAGCAUCAUCAGGGCACUACCGUAUCCUCCAACAACAUCAACAACAGCAGCAGCUUAGACAUAGAUUACAGCUCCAACAACAGCAAAUGAAACAUCAAGCUGAGAUGAUGUUUAGGAAGAGUAAUAGUGGGAUUAGCUUGAACUUUGAUAACUCUAGCUGUACACCUACCAUGUCAUCAACUAGGUCUUUCAUUUCUUCUUUGAGCAUGGAUGGUAGUGUAGCCAAUGGUGGGGGUUCCUUCCACGUCAAUGGAGGGUCUCGUUCCUCGGAUCAGGGUUCCCAGCACAAGAAGAAGUGCUCUGGUAGGGGUGAAGAUGGGAGUGUUAAAUGUGGAAGUAGUGGUAAAUGCCAUUGCUCCAAAAAGAGGAAACAUAGAGUAAAGAGAUCUAUUAAGGUGCCUGCAAUUAGUAACAAGCUAGCUGAUAUUCCUCCUGAUGAUUAUUCAUGGAGGAAGUAUGGGCAGAAGCCAAUCAAGGGUUCUCCUCACCCUAGGGGAUAUUAUAAAUGUAGCAGUAUGAGAGGUUGCCCUGCAAGGAAGCAUGUAGAGAGGUGCUUGGAAGAACCAUCCAUGCUUAUUGUUACCUAUGAAGGUGAACAUAACCACCCAAGGUUACCAUCGCAAUCAACGACAACAUAGUCUCUCCGGGCUUAAGAUCACUAUCAAGCCUUCAAUCAGUUACCUUAGUGUCAAUGGUUGGCUUGAUUUGCUCCUGUACAUAUUUUUGCAUGGUUUCAAGCAUGGGGUAUAAUGGAGCAGUUCUUUUUAGUACAGGAGGACCAAAAAGAAAAAAAAGUAGAAUUGGGGGUUUAAAUUGUAAGAACUAUUUUCAUCUUCCAUUACAAUUAAUGCUUCAAGAAGGGUUAGAACUUUUUUGAAUUGAAUGAAAAUGCCAUCAAUGCUGUUCAAGGUUCUGGUUA
Messenger RNA from Gossypium raimondii (Peruvian cotton), 1808 nucleotides. RefSeq names its product probable WRKY transcription factor 21. Gene Ontology annotation, molecular function: sequence-specific DNA binding; DNA-binding transcription factor activity. The transcript has 3 exons. The coding region runs from base 556 to 1527 and encodes 323 amino acids. The record is from RefSeq and is a predicted model, not a curated record. NCBI's taxonomy places the organism in Eukaryota, Viridiplantae, Streptophyta, Magnoliopsida, Malvales, Malvaceae. Gene Ontology annotation, biological process: regulation of DNA-templated transcription.